This is a messenger RNA of Notothenia coriiceps (black rockcod), 3877 nucleotides long. RefSeq names its product engulfment and cell motility protein 2. The coding region runs from base 361 to 1749 and encodes 462 amino acids. The transcript has 14 exons. Gene Ontology annotation, biological process: actin filament organization; cell motility. Lineage: Eukaryota; Metazoa; Chordata; Actinopteri; Perciformes; Nototheniidae. The record is from RefSeq and is a predicted model, not a curated record.
GAUCAGCACUGCACUGUGGCACGCGUGCCAGGGGGUUGCCGACCCCUGAUUUAGACUAACACAAAUUAUUCUAACCUGUUGGUGUGAAAGAGUGGCUUCUAAAUAUCCUGCACCCAUCCCGAGUAAUGGUAGUGAUAAAAGUAAAAUUAAUUGUUAUGCAGAAUAGUUGUUAGUUUAAACUGUUGACUCCUGUGGAGCCCGAUGCUUCUAACUGGUUGUUACGAUGCUUGAUAUUCCUUCAGGUCAAACCAGGAGAUCCAAACCUACGCCAUCGCGCUCAUCAACGCUCUCUUCCUGAAGGCACCAGAGGACAGACGGCAGGAGGAGUAUACUAACCCGCUGGAGCAGCCCCUCACUGAAAUGGCAAGCACUUUGGCUCAGAAGCACCUGCGAUCCAUCAUCCUCAAUCAUGUGAUCAGAGGAAAUCGACCAAUCAAAGCAGAAAUGGCACACCAGCUGUAUGUGCUGCAGGUAUUGACCUUCAACCUCUUGGAAGAACGGAUGAUGACCAAAAUGGAUCCCAAUGACCAGGCUCAGAGAGACAUCAUUUUCGAGCUGCGUAGGAUUGCUUUCGAUGGAGAAAAUGACCCCACUGGUACAGAAAAGAGAAAGGCCAUGUACACCAAGGACUAUAAGAUGCUGGGGUUCACUAACCAUGUGAAUCCAGCCAUGGACUUCACCCAGACUCCUCCGGGAAUGCUGGCUUUGGAUAACAUGCUGUACCUCGCCAAGGUUCACCAGGACACGUACAUCAGGAUUGUGCUGGAGAACAGCAGCCGCGAGGACAAACACGAAUGUCCCUUCGGCCGGUGUGCCAUCGAACUCACUCGAAUGUUGUGCGAGAUUCUCCAGGUUGGAGAAUUGCCUAAUGAGGGAUGUAAUGACUACCACCCCAUGUUCUUCACUCAUGACCGGGCAUGGGAGGAGUUCUUCUGUGUCUGCAUCCAGCUGCUGAAUAAAACCUGGAAGGAGAUGCGAGCCACAGCUGAGGACUUCAAUAAGGUGAUGCAGGUGGUUCGUGAGCAGAUCACCAGGGCUCUGGCGAUGAAGCCGUCCUCUUUAGACCAGCUGAAGAACAAGCUGCGAGGCCUCAACUAUUCAGAGAUCCUGCGUCUGCGGCAGUCAGAGAGAAUGAGUCAGGACGACUUCCAGUCUCCUCCCAUCAUUGAGCUGCGGGAGAGAAUACAGCCCGAGAUCUUAGAGCUCAUCAAGCAACAGCGACUCAACCGCCUGUGUGAGGGGAGCUGUUUCCGGAAGCUGGGGAACCGCCGAAGGCAAGAGAAGUUUUGGUUCUGCAGACUCUCACUCAAUCACAAAGUGCUGCAUUAUGGAGACCUCGAUGAGUCCCCUCAGGGUGAAGUGCCUUUUGAGCUACUCAGUGACAAGAUCCCCGUCUCUGACAUCAAGUCUGUGGUGACUGGGAAGGAGUGCCCUCAUAUGAAAGAAAAAAGUGCUCUCAAACAAAACAAGGAGGUGCUGGAGUUAGCCUUCUCUGUCCUCUAUGAUCCUGAUGAGACACUCAAUUUUGUGGCACCCAACAAGUAUGAGUACUGCAUCUGGACCGAUGGCCUGUGUGCGCUGCUGGGCAGGGAGAUGGGCAGCGACCUGACGCGCAGUGACCUGGAUACUCUCAUCAGCAUGGAGAUGAAGCUCCGCCUCCUCGACCUUGAGAACAUCACAAUCCCAGAAGCCCCGCCCCCCGUGCCCAAGGAGCCUAGCUCGUAUAACUUCACCUACAACUACAGCUGAGAUGCGUGUGUGUGUGUGUGCAGUGAAUGUGUGUGUUUGUCAAGGAUGAGUAUUCUUUGAUGAAUUAAGCUGCCGUGGAAAAUACUUUUUUUUACUUUCAGAACCCUGGAGACUUUUCUCCACCUGUGUUUGUGAUGCUGUAUGGUUUGACAAAUAGGAGAUGUUUAUAGCAUCACAGGGAGUUUAGAGGUCAUGGUCCACUACAGAGCCGCCGGUCAGGAUUCAUUGAGUGUUUCUCCUUUAUCAGUGCCAUUUCCAGGCAACGUCUACCCAUUUCUAGCCAUUUAAACUUAUAAACUUGUCUGUAAAGUCAAGGAAUACUUUGCCUGAUUGGGGACAUAAAUGAAAGCUGUACAAAACUGCUAUUUAGUCUUUGUUCAAGUAUUUUAUUCUCAUUCUGUGUUGUCUCCAUGGCAACAGAAAAUGAAUAAGCUUACCUAACCAGUUAGGAUUCUUUGUUCUCUUUGAUUCGGUCUGUCCCUUCAGACAGACUUACAGUGAAAUGUGACACAAAGUAGAGGGAGUGGGCCGAGAGUUUGCACAAGUGAUAUUCAGCUGGUGUCGUGAUCAAGGUCGCUUCAGUAGGAGGGAUCGUUGAUGUCAGGGGGGAUCGAACAUAACUCCCUAAUCAGUACACCAUCCACCACCCCUUCGAGGUCUCAUAAAUGUUUAAUAUCUGACGAUCAGUUCAGUGUUUCAAUAGAAAGGUUCGGAAAUUCAGUAAUAAAGAGAGCAGGAAACAUAAAGUGUCAACUUGUGUAAGGCAGAAGCAGAUGAGCUCUAAUCUCAGUGUGUCUCAUACUGGGACAUGAAUUCAUGAAUCUUUUUUUUUUUUUUUGAUCUAUAACAUAACAUGAAUAAUUGAAAAUGAUUCACCGGGAGUAAUGUUCUUAAGUUAAAGCUCUAAAAUUAGUUGUUUAGUCUGACUAAUGUUUUGCAAACCCAAAGCAAUUUUAAUUUCUAUUAAGAAAAAAACCAGCAGAUACCAAUAUUCGAGAAGCUAGGACCAGUAAAUGUAGGUGUUCUUUCUCUUUCUUAGAGGAAUCUUUCGUAAACAAUGAAGUGUUUGUCGUUUUUGCAGAAUUAAUGCCUGUCCAGCAACUUGUCAAUUAUUACUCUACAUGUUUUCAGAUGCACUAAAGUGGUGCUGUCAGCUUAUAUAUUUUCUUGACAUUCGUGCUGCUUUAAAUCACUUCUCUCCUUAGACUACAAACCUUUUAUAGUUUGUAAAACAGUGAGAAGAAGUGGGUAAAUGUAUCUCAUUGAGAAGCUGUUCUGCCGUAAAGAGUGUACAUUUGUGUGUACACAUAUUUGAGAUUUAGUGGUAAUUGUUUAUGUUGAGAGAUAUUUCGCGAGUGUAUCACCAAAUGCUGGGCUAAAGCUCCCACAUCCAACACACUAUAAAACAUGAAUUACCUUUUUUUAUUCAUAGUCACUGCAUUGCCUUAUCACUCAGUCGUUAUAUAUAUUUAGUAACAUUAGCAUUUAUAAGGUGGUACCUGAAUUAUACUUUAAUGUGUGUUGAAAACAUUGUUGUUAUUAUGACUUCCCCUGAGAAGCAUUCAUAAAUGGCGUAUAAACGGUUAAUCAAUGUUUGAUAACAGCAGUUCACUUGAAAUAAUAUGUAAUCAUUUUUUUUUAAUAGUUACAUAUUUUUUCUUUAUUAGCUCACAUUAUUACAUAAUUUAGGAACUCUUAAUAUUAACUUUUUACAUUAAGAGCAAGAUUAAAACUAUUUUUAGAUGUAAUUAAAACCACUGAAAAUAUGAAUAUGUAUGAUUACGACGAAAUGUUCUGUUGUGUUAUCAAAAAUAAUUAACUGUUAAUACAACUAUAAAUAUGAAGAGUAACAGUUGUUAACAAAUACAUUAUUAAACACAGAUAUUAGCAGUUUUUUUUUUUUGAAGAACAAAUAAAAUUCAAAUGUGUUUGACGCCCCUUUUAAAGGUCACCUAUUAUGCGAAAUCCACUUUUUCAUGUCUUUUAUACAUACAUUUGUGUCCACUCGGUGUUGAGAUUUGGAAAGUUUGAGGAAAACAUAUUCGCUCUCUUUUAGUCCUGAUCCAUUUAUAUAAAAACCUGUCUGAAAAUGAGCUGAUCAGAUUUUGGCCACUUUAUGAUGUGAUAA